Molecule: messenger RNA, 1701 nt
Organism: Pocillopora meandrina
Lineage: Eukaryota; Metazoa; Cnidaria; Anthozoa; Scleractinia; Pocilloporidae
Source: the annotation of a GenBank genome assembly
AUGAUGGAAGAUAUACAGCCUAUCUCAGCUGCUGAACAAGCGUCAUUCUGUGUGGAACUGAUGAAGCGCCUCAACAUUCAGCGAAAACAAGAUUAUUUGUGCGACAUUACUUUGGUGACGAACGACGACAGAGAGUUCAAAGCUCACAGAAAUGUUCUUUCCGCCGCAACUCCAUUCUUUUGCAAGCUUCUUGAGAGCGACAUGAAGGAGAAUCGAGAAGGGAUUGUUCGGUUCGAGGAGAUCUCAGGAACUGUUAUGGAAGAUGUUCUGGAAUUCAUCUACACUGGAACUGUGGAGGUGACUCAAGAAAAUGCUAAGGAACUGAUCGCCGCAGGGAAUUAUCUGAUGAUACCGAGCUUGAAAACUGUUUCAGGGCGAUUUCUGGAGGCAGAAAUGUCCAACUCCAACUGCAUUUCAACGUUUUACUUUGCUGAGAAAUACGAUUGUGACGAGCUUAUGAACAACAGCAGGAGAUUCGUCCUCGAGAACUUUCGUUUCGUGGCAGCAUUGGACGAAUUCCUUAAUUUGGAAGCCAAAGAAGCGGAGAAAUGGCUUUCAAGUGACGAUAUUUCCGUUGAAACGGAAGCCGAUGUUUUUAAGAUCGUACUCGAGUGGAUUGAACACAGCAAGAGCGAGCGAAAAGCAUUUUUCGAAAAGUUGUUUCGCCACGUCAGACUGGUUUUGAUGUCGCGUGACUACUUAAUAGAUGUCGUGACAAAUGAACUUGUGCAAGAGAGCUUUGCUUGUUUAAGGUUGACGUCUACGGCUUUAAAAAUGUCUAGUUUCUCAAGUGAAGGAGAUGUACUCCAAACGCCGAGAAAAGGAGUCGAACUACACGGCAUUGUAGCGUGUGGGGGUUAUGAAAAUUUCUGUUAUUUUCCCGAAAAGGACAAGUGGAAACGACUACCAGGUGGGAGGUCGACAGGCCACACCCAAAUGACAAGAUACCGAGAUAACUUGUUUAGAUUUUCUAGAGAUGGCAGCGUAGAGAGGUAUGAUCCAGUUUUUAAUGUCUGGUCUGAGUUGGAAUUGCGUGAAAACGUUUCCAGGGUGGCUAUAGUUAAAGGAGAAAUGUAUGCACUCGAGCUUAACACUUCUGAGCAACAAACCAUUGUCAAAAUUUACAAUGUAGAGCAUUGCACAUGGGAGACACUUCAUUCGUCCAGUGAAGCUUGUAGAGAGCAAAUGUGUGUUGUUUCUUCCGGCACUUAUCUUUAUGUUUUUGGUGGAAAGCCGCCAGAAACUAGAGAAUAUGUCGCGAAAGCCGAGAGAUUUGAUACUGUGAUUAAGAAAUGGGAGGAAAUCGCGGACAUGCUCGAAGAAAGGGGUGACGCUUUUGGUGAAGCCACCAAAGAGAAAAUCUUCGUCGCUGGAGGAAAGCAUAGGGAAGGAAACUCAGUGUUGCAAACUUGUGAGAUUUACAAUAUCUUAACAAAUGAAUGGCAACUCACUGGAAGCUUGAAUGUUUCUCGCAUGCGUGGUAGCAUGAUGUGUCUGAAGGGGAAGCUUUACGUGUUAGGUGGAGAAAGAGAGGAAAACCAUCGUGAACUGAAGGUUGAGUGCUUUAAUUCUGAAGAGGGAAAAUGGAUCCAUAAAACAACUAUACCCAGCAGCUCUAGCAGGCAUAACAAUGGGAGGAUUUUUAAUGGCUGUGUACUUAAACUCUCCAAAGGAGUACUGGACAAACUUAAAGAAAUAUAA